AUGGGUCUAGAGGACUGGACCAUGAUUGUGGCCACUUUACUCACUUUGGUACACCUUUCUGAAGCCUUAGUUGGCGCGCUACAGUUCAACAUGGGCUUCAGGGCGUUGACCAUGUCUCUGAAACAGGUGGGCGGCAACAUCAGGCUCAUUGUUGCCAUGCUCGUUGGUUACUCAGCGAUUGUAACCUUGAUCAAGAUCUCCAUACUUUUGGUCUACCGCAGACUAGCCUACAACAAACGAUUUGAAGAUUUUUGCAAGAGAACCAUCAUUGUUCUUGCCACAUACCAAGUCGUUUUCACGAUUGUAGCGGCUGCCCAAUGUGUACCGUUGCACAAGCUUUGGGACUUCACCGACAGUGUCCCAGGCUUCUGCAUCAACAUCAAUGCUUUCUAUCAUGCGUCGUCUUCUUUCCACAUACUCAUCGACAUAUGGAUCCUCACUCUGCCCAUCCAACUCAUCCGGCGCAUACCCCGCAAACCACGCGAAAAGCUCGCAUUAUACAUUAAUCUCGGACUGGGAGUUGUGAGCAUGAUAGCCUCCAUCAUCAGGUUCCGAUUUCUCUAUAUCUUCACCACUUCCGACGACCCCAUUUACGGAUUCGUCCCUGUCAACACAUGGUCCAUGGUCGAAGUCAACGUCGGCAUCUUGUGUGCAACCCUGCCAAUACUGAGGCCCCUU
Molecule: messenger RNA, 678 nt
Organism: Bipolaris zeicola 26-R-13
Lineage: Eukaryota; Fungi; Ascomycota; Dothideomycetes; Pleosporales; Pleosporaceae
Exons: 5
Source: RefSeq, a predicted model, not a curated record